UCCUGCAACGGCGCCGUCUUUCCCCAAAGGAGCGCCUUAAACCCAUGUCUUAGCUAGACGCCUUCACUCCUUCGGUAUCCUUCGUGGCGUAAGGACACGUUCAGAGUCCUGCGCAGGAUAACCAACAACUUUGCCGACGCUCAACUCUAUUCAGACUUUAACUCCGGGACUGACUCGACUUACCACUUAUCCUUAACACUUGUGUUUGUGCUUCUGAAGCGGCCUUCUUCGGGAGUGUGGCGCGAGACUUUUUCUUAAAACAUUUCUGGCUUCGACAUGGACUUUAACAUUUUGUGAUGAAUUUUAUUAUGGAUUAUGUUAUGUAGAUUUAAGACUAAGUAAAUGGAAUCAAACUUAUCAAUACCAACCCUCCCUUUGAAAUAAAAGGUAUUGACAUGGGCGACUAUUCUUAAAGUGGGGACGACUAUCUGGAGGGGGGCACAGAACGACCAAUAACGCUGGAACUUAUGAUGUCAUCGGAGGAGGAGACUGAAUUCGGUUUGUACACAGAUAAGCUCCUGAAGAAAACCAAAAGAACUAGACAGCGUGUAGACGCCGGUGAGCCGCGUAACUCCUACUCGUCGAUUCCGAAUUUCAGUUCGCGUCCGACUUUUCUCGGUGGCGGUAACAAUCUGUACGGCGCAAUUUUCACCCAACAGCAGCAGUUCGGUCUGUUCGGACCGGGGUUUGCACCCGCAAAGAUGCUCAACGAGCUGCUGGGACGGCAGAAGGCCGAGAGCGGCGAAAGUGGCGAAGAGGGCAAGUUCGACUCGGUGAUCCGGUGCGACGGCAGCCCGCCCUCGGGUGAACAACUGGCCCAUCACAUGCUCCGGGACAUCCUGCAGGGCCGAAAGCACGAGCUUUUGGCCUUGGAACACGACAUGCGCAACGGCCAGGACCACAUCAUAAACAACAACAACAACGAACCCAAGGCGGAACCAGAACGCAACGACGUCGAAGCCGCUGCCGCGAUGAAAGAGUGCCUCGCCGAGGCGGGAGUCGGCGACCGACAGCAGGCCGAACUCAUGGAAGAGGCCCUCAAUGGCAUGGAGACCGAGUCGCUGCCCUCGCCCAAGGUAGAACCCUCGAGUCCGGCCAAACCAGAAGAUGCUAAGAAAGCUCGAGUCGAAAAUAUUGUCUCAGGUAUGCGGUCAAGUCCGGCGCCUCCACAAGUUAACGGCUGCAAAAAACGAAAGCUCUACCAACCCCAACAACAUGACAGUAACGCUGAACGGUAUAUUGAUGACGAAGAAGAUGAAAGUGCGGAACCAAUCAGACAAAAACGCGUCGAAAAAAAUCUACUCAAAUCACAGCUAAGAACGAUGCAAGAACAGUUGGCAGAAAUGCAGCAAAAAUACAUGCAAUUGUGUACGCGCGUUGAACAAGGGUCUGAAGAAAGUCAAGAAAUUGAAGAAAUACCCAGUGAUAGUGAAAACAGUAAACGAUCAGCGCCUCCUUCGCCCAUAACCACAAGUAAUACCCCUAAUCAAUCGACGCCAAGCUUAGCACAACAGGUGAGCAAACUUAAAAUAAGCCCUCAAGGACCUCCUUUCCAUAAUGGCAUGUUACAUCAUGAUCACCAGCACAUGAGCAGUGCCGCCGCCAUGUACUUGGGCGUGAGCCACAAAUUCCUAAUGGAGCAGGAAGCCCGUUUGGCUAAAGAAGCAGCGGUAGCAGCAAUGAACAGCGAAUCAUCAAUCCAACAAUCCCAACAUCAGUCUCAUCAUCCAUCGCAAAAACCCGAAAAUAUAGCAGACAGACUACAUAUUAUGAGAAACAUGACACCGACCGGUACGGACUUGGAAGGCCUCGCCGACGCUCUUAAAUCCGAAAUCACAUCAUCUCUUUCAAAUUUGAUUGACUCGAUACUAUCAAGGUUCGUUCAUCAACGGAGAUGUAAACAGACGGAGGCGGCGACUGCCGCCGAACAACUCAACAAAGACUUGAUGAUGGCCUCGCAAUUACUUGACAGGAAAUCGCCGCGGACCAAAGUAGUAGAACGGCCACAAGCGCCGCCGCCGCCACCCAACAGCCAGAUGGUGAACGGCACGAGCGGUUGCCCUCAGAUGAUGCCCGUUCAUAUGAACAACAUGCAGAAACCCAACGACCUCCAAAUAAGGCCUCCGAUGUUCCAGCCCCCGAAACCCCCGGCAAUAAGCCAAGCUCCUCUUUUUGGAAUGUCACAUCCAUUUUGUGUUUCCAAGCAAGAAAACCCCGAGCAGAACGAAGCACUCAGCCUCGUAGUAACUCCUAAGAAAAAGAGGCACAAGGUGACGGACACGAGGAUCACGCCCAGAACGGUCAGUCGCAUCCUCGGCCAGGACGGCAUCGGCAUGUCUCCCGCCGCCAUGGAGCCCAACACGUGCAGUUCUCCACGACCGCCCCCAUAUCACCAGCCGCCGCCGAUGUUGCCCGUCUCCCUUCCGACCUCGGUGGCGAUUCCCAACCCCGGAUUGCACGAAUCUCAGGUCUUCUCGCCCUAUAGCCCCUUCUUUCAUGGACCAAGUCACGGACACCACAUGGCGAUGCAGGCAUCGUCAUCACCACCUCGCAUGCACAAAAUCGAGCGAGAAUCGCCUCCAAUUCACCACCCCCCGACGCUUUUGCACCCCGCUCUCCUGGCUGCGGCCCAACAUGGGGGCUCUCCCGACUACGGACAGCUAAGGGCGCCGUCCGGGGGCAUGAACAUGGACAACGGCGAUAGAAAUUCAGAUUGUAACUCAGGGGACAUCACCUAUGAUGGAAUGCAGCCUACUAUAUCCUUUUUAUGCAAAGAUUUUAGUAAAAAUCUUAGUAACCACCAUACAAAUAUUUCCUUAACUCCUGAGCACUCGUCAACACUGACACCGAUGCAUCUCAGGAAAGCCAAAUUAAUGUUCUUCUGGGUUCGGUAUCCGAGCUCAGCAGUACUAAAAAUGUAUUUCCCCGAUAUCAAGUUCAACAAGAACAACACUGCCCAGCUGGUCAAAUGGUUCUCCAACUUCCGGGAGUUCUAUUACAUCCAGAUGGAGAAGUAUGCCAGACAAGCAGUUUCCGAAGGUGUGAAAAACGCUGAAGAUCUGCAUGUCGGUGGUGAUUCCGAAUUAUACCGGGUGCUCAAUUUGCACUACAACAGAAACAAUCACAUCGAGGUAUGGGGACCUCAGGUUCCUUCUAACUUCCGGUUCGUCGUUGAGCAGACGCUUCGGGAGUUUUUCAAGGCCAUCCAGGAGGGCCGGGAUGCGGAGCAGUCGUGGAAAAAGUCCAUCUACAAGAUCAUCUCGCGGUUGGACGAUCCGGUCCCGGAAUACUUCAAAUCCCCGAAUUUCUUGGAGCAAUUGGAGUGACCGGUUGGCCGAACCGAAAAGCCGGUAUCCAGCGGUAGCCAGUGGUUACCGUGCGGUACCAUCCGUUAGACACGGCAAAAACACCAGAGAGAAUCGGUGACACGUGACAAAACUGUCAACAGUUUAUAUGUUGUUUUGCCGGGAAUGAGCUUGGAGGACGCCGCUAUGACGCCAUCUUCGAAACUUGUUCCGGACACUCUUGUUAAAUAGUUGUGUUUAGUUGACAGAAAGACAAUUUUAUCGCCUCAGGCUUUAUGUUCGUUCAAACGAACAGUGAACACAAAUCAAUCAAUUUUCCAGUGAUUACCUGAAUAUUUACCGGAUAGAAUUUUAUGACGUCAAGUCUUUCGUUUCUUUUCAACCAGCAGUCAUCAAGUUCAAAAUCUGCACUCUCAUUGCGUUACUUCUGGCAUUAUUAUGUUCGGUGCCACUGUAAACUGCCCCCUUUUUCCUCCUUGUAUAUAAAGCGACUUGUACAUAGUAUUUAUCACUUAAUUUUAUUUAUACCUUGUAUUAUUAUUAUUAUCUCAACCAAAGUUUUUAUUUUACUAGUCCCACAUAAAAUUAUUCCCUUUUGAAUAAUUUUACGUAAACUGUCAGUACCAAACUUUGAACACAACAAUACAACAUUUCAAAGUUUCGCACUGAAAAAAAGAUUUAUUGCAGCAAUUAUUCUUCCACUUUGUAUCAAAUACAACUCGGAAGUCUAAUUCCUGUGAUUUAUUCGGUAUUAAGUAGGUAUGCCUUGUUUUGUAUUUAUUAUUUUGUACCCCGACAACUCCUUAAUCUGUUUAUUUUAUUUAGUUUUAGACUAGUUGCUAUUUUUCUUUCUUUAUUUUUGUUAGCAUACCUACCUAAUUACCAAUUUUAUUUUAUAUUUUAGUUUAUUUUAAUCACUUGCACAAUCAAAUAGUGUAGGUUCUACACGAUGGCAAAUACAGUGUGAGGCAACUAGUCAGUAAAAAUAAAAUGUAUUAACUUUAUUUUGUUUUAUUUUUGUUUAUUUAUUUUUGGUUUGAAGACAGUUUACAGUGUGAUGAUUCGAGUACAAUAAUUUUGAGCCAUAAAUCGUAAAUUGUACAUAAAUUUGGAGCUCAUGGUUUCCUUCACAUCCCGCAAUAGUUGAGGUCACAUACACAAUCGAAGGUCCCGAGAGCCCUUAACUUAGCCUUUAUGGUGAGGCUAGGAGGUCGUGAUUUCGCUGUUCCUAAAAUCCUAUAUUCGAUAUACUGCCGAAAUUGUAAGACUGCCAUUCACUUAAGAUUGAUUUAGCAGUUUUGUUGUCGUUACGGGUUUAUUUGCGUUUCAAAAUUAAUCGUUUGGAUGUUUGUGAAGUUGUGUUGAUUUUUUGGUUUGUUCUCGGGACCUAUAUCGGUACAUUACAUAAGAAAAAUAAAAAACAAAAUUUAAAAAUUAGAUUAAUCUAAAUAGUUAUUUAUUAAGAUUUAAAGUAUAUAACGUUGUCGACUGUAAAGUACCCGUAAAUGCUGAUGGUUUUCAAACAAGCAAACGCUCGGCUCUUCAAAUCCAAAUAAUGGUUAUUAUUAAACAUAUAAAAUGGUUGUAAAUAAGCUUCUCUCCAAUUCAAUAAAUGUUUGUCUGGUAGUUGAUGCACAUAUUCGGUGUUAAUUUUUAAAUAUAUUAAGAAAUAGCGAGCCGAGUAUUCUCCAAGUACAAAAGUUUGUAAACCGUUGGCGUGUGACAAAGGGAUAAUGAAGAGACCUAAGUGCUUUAAUUUAAAUUGUUGUUUAGAACAAAUCCUGCAGAUUUUUACUUGGCGGCGGGCUGGUGGUAAUGAUGGGCAAGAAGGAAUGAUAGGAUUACACGGUGUUUUGUCUUGGUGGUAGCUGAUGGGUUCUCUUCUUGUUUAUGAUUCCGCCAUCAGUCCGUAUACUUGACAAUGAAGACCUCAAAAAGUUACUGUUGGUUUUAACAAUUCACCCAACUUUAACUUUGAUAUAAAAAUCACAGCAUUUACCACUGAUGAUGAUUAUAAUUGUAAUAACACAAAAAAUAUGAUAAUAAUUGAGCUAGUCGGCUCACUUCAAUUCGCGAGAAGCCCAGGGCUGUCCGAAUUGUUGAAGACAAAUCCAACAGAUGAAUUCAGAAAAGGCCUGAAUAAGGUCCCGGAGGAAUUACAUUGCUUUCUGGAUGAGACUGUCUAAGUAAUUUUUGAGGUCGCUCCAAGAGCCCCAUUGGGGGUGGUAGUGUAGUAUCCCUUCCUUAGGUAGGACCCCAACAUGAUUCCGAUUCGGUUUUCAAUUCUGAGUAUUGCAACUUUUGGCCAUUUCGAGGAUCUUUUGUGUUGAAUUUUAAGUUUGCAUCGUUUGGUUCCAUAUGCACACACAUUCGGAUGACAUCUUGGCACGGGGGGUCAUCUCCGCGGAGGCCACGGUAUGCGUGUGGAGGUCGUUUUUCUUCUGAUUUGGUUACAGGAGGAUUCUGCUUUACAGGUUCAAAAACACUGUUCGGAAAAAACGUUUAGGUCACCGGUUCAAAAAUGAUACAUAAAAAUAUCACGAAAAAAGUACAAGCUUAUUUUUAAGCACCUCUGCGCCUUAAAAUUAAAUUUCGAAGCAAAAAUGAUAUGAGUGUGUAUAACCAAAAUCUGCCUUAUUCUAUUUUCUUAUGACGAAAAUCUCCUACCGUUAUAGCGCUAUUAAUUUGCUAGUGUGUAUCGUUCUUCAUCACCUGACACUGACGAUUUUUAACCGUUUCCAUAAAAUUAAUUAUCAACUAAUCUAGUCCAAUAUGUAAUACAUAGAAUUUUGUGUGGGUUGUAGUAUACAUGUACAAUUGUUGGUAAACCGCCGGGUGUCUCCGUUAACUUCGCCUCAGUUCCCGCUUUCUUUGCGAGCUCUGUUGCGUUACCGUUAUCGUUGCGUUACAGCGUAGUCACUAGUCGUCGACGUCUUGAUUUACCGUGUCCGGUCGCGUCGCGACUCCCAACCUUCGCCCCUGCGCCCAAUUAACCGUAGUAUUCGGGGGACGAAGGCGUCGCGACGCACGACAUCCCUUAACAACAGCACCUCCAACACACUCAUUUGGUUUUGUAGCAAACGUUGGGUUGCGGCAGAGCCGGUCCUCGGGAGCGUUCUCAAUCUGAAAUAGUCAUAAAAAAGCCACACUGAAACUGAAACAAUAGCAAAUGAAGGCAACCAACCAAAAAAUACAGUUUAUCGAAAUUUUCUAAACCGGAUACUUACUCAUUCAAAAAUUCCACUGGGCCAAUUCGUCCGUUCAAAAAGUGCCUUCAAAGUUGUUUUUACGAAAAAAUUACAAAAUAAGGGCCCUAAAUAGACACAACGCCCAACCAAAACUCUCCCGGAGACUUGCCCUGCCGACUGUACUUUUACUCGGUUUCCAUCAGAGACACUCGGUUACAUAAACAUAAGAUUAUUUCAUAAAUAUUAUAUUGUUAUGCUAAGGUGGCCGAAACGAGGUACUCUCUCGCCCAGGCUAUACUAUUUGUGGUAUAUAGUAACUUUGAUGAUUAGAAGUAGAUAAUAAACAUACAGAUUCAAUGGUUUCAGUUACCCAUGUUACACAGAUUACGUUAGCUGUUAUUGUUAUUUGUUAAGGCAAGCGCAGCUGUAACGCCUCCUUCGACCACCGGAUUUUUGGAAACUGCCACACUCUGUACAUACACACAGUGCGAGACAGCAUUCCGUUUAGGCAUACACCACCCUUCCAGUCGAGGCAAUUCACGCUAAAUUCGAAAUUGUGAUACCGCAAGUAGCCACAAUGCAAAGGUUUCCACUUUACACGUGCAAUACGAAGGAAUGCCGCUGUGGUUGCGCUCGCCAUCCCUAUUAAGUUUAAUUUCACGUCACCAGAUGACUCUUUGGUCUUCCUUGUUAAUACUCGACAACGACUCUAUGUGACAAUCGUCAUGUUCAAGCCACUGAUAUGUCAAAUUUUGGCAACUAAAUUUCUGGAAAUGCGACUGUCCAAGUCGCAUAGAUACUUUAAAUCGAAUUUACCACUCAUUUGGCUAUUAUUCACAAAUAAUUUUAGGUUUAAAUUUAUAGCCCGACUCGAAUUCUCGUUGCCCAACUCGGUUUGGGUCUGGUCAGUCGGGCGUAAUCUCGGAUUGAAAAAGUGGCGGGUUGUCGAGAUGGGUCACAGUCACUGGUGUUAAGCGCCACGAGGCUCCGAACUACAGUAUAAUUAUAAGGUUAGGCAUUGCGUCGAUAGAGAAUCGAAUAAGAUUGUAUAUUUAGUACAAAAAUGUGAAAAAAAUCGAGAUAGCUCAAAAUUUAAUUUCCCGCUCCCAUCUCUGAUCCGAUCCGAUGGUUUAUAUGUGUAAAAAUUUAAGAGUAUUUUUAUAUUUAUAUUGGUGUAAAUCAAAAUUUGGUAUUGACAAAAUUAUUGUAGAGAUUUUAGGUUGAUAAAAUUUAAUAAAAUUAAGAUUUAGGAAUUUUUAAAUGAAUUUGUAUAUAAAAAUUUAUAUAUAAUAUAUAGAGGGAUGCUUCAGAGAUGGGUGCUAUGUCGGUAUAUGCGUUUGCAUGGGGACGUGGCGACGUAUACUAUACUAUAUACGUACAAAGUACUCAUAGUGUGCGAUGAUAGCACUUUCCUACGUUGCUUUUGUUUAUUUAGCGUGUGCCGUAUCCAUGUUACAUUAGACAAUUUUACUAUUUGGUGUACAGCAAUUGUUUCGACCCCCAGAAGGGCCAUGGCCCCAUGGGACAGUCGAGAUGUUGUGACUGUGUUUUCAUUGAGCAGUAUAAUAAAUAUAUACAUUUAUUUGGAAA
Tribolium madens (black flour beetle) is the source of this 8083-nucleotide messenger RNA. It is a transcript of the gene pros, whose product is annotated as homeobox protein prospero. The transcript is spliced from 7 exons. Bases 468 to 3326 code for a protein of 952 amino acids. Gene Ontology annotation, molecular function: DNA-binding transcription factor activity, RNA polymerase II-specific; RNA polymerase II cis-regulatory region sequence-specific DNA binding. NCBI's taxonomy places the organism in Eukaryota, Metazoa, Arthropoda, Insecta, Coleoptera, Tenebrionidae. The record is from RefSeq and is a predicted model, not a curated record. Gene Ontology annotation, cellular component: nucleus. Gene Ontology annotation, biological process: regulation of transcription by RNA polymerase II.